CGCUAAUCUACUGCACCCCCAGCUGGAGACAUGAAUCAUUAAGUGAAAACCAGUUCGGCCUUCCUAAUCUGAAAUCGGCAGUGUCAGACAAAGGAUCCUGUAUUAGGGGCACCCGCCUCAUGACUAGUUCUGGACUAAGCUCCACCCACCUCUGACGGCUUCAGGGAUAGAUAGCUAUGGUGUAUCUCCACAAUCUGGUCUGUGUAAGCGCACAGAAGACGCACUCGUUUUCCUGCCUGUAUUAUCUAUAAUAGAUAAGCGCCCUGAUGAGGAACCUGAGGAUAGAAUGCACGCAUUUAACCAUCAUGUGAGCCACAGCUCAUGCUUCAGAUGAAAACCCCGGAAGCCAUCAUCUCUCUGCUGCCUGGAAAGUGUAUAAUUAGCUCGGUGUGCAGCUUGACCCCAGUGAUUUUUCUGACGCACUUGGCCCUCAGUGUAUGCCCUUUCUGAGACCUCCUGUGUCUUCUCCACAGCUGGAGAUGCCUAAAACUGCACGCAGCACUUCCCGUGGGUGUGGCCUUGCGUUCUUAGGCGCUCCUUGGUGCUGGCUGCUCCCCCGCCCCACCCCUCAAUGGGUCACAAGUUUCAGCUACUCACAGACCCACAGAGCUCUUUGAAAUGGACCAUGAGUGGCUCUAUCAAUUGUAAUUGAGUUUUCCAGUCCCUCCUAUUUCUUUUUAAAAAAUGAUUCUCUGAUGGAGUCUUCUCAAAGAAACACUAUAAUUGGGCAGCCUGGGGCAUGUGGGAAAGCCUCCCGAUGGCGUCAGUCGCUAUUCUCAGGAGAGGAAAGGCAGGGUAUCCCCACUGGGAGAUGACAGCACUUGUUUCAAGUUGGGGAAGAGCCUGUGGUUCUCUUCCUGCGUUUGGAGGGGAAAGCGAACACACAAUGUUCAUUUCCUAAAUACGGGAUGUGCUCUGCUAGCGGUUCAUUUUCCAACAUGUCAUAUCCUGGCUGAAGGCAGCAGGGGUCAGGACAGGAAACGGCCACUUCUCAGAAUGAGACAAGGCUUUCCCAGAGCGGUCAUUGGCUCCUGGGAACUAUAAAGCGCGCUCAUCCAGAAACGGCCACCUACUUUUUUUCCUGGAGGCCAGAGUGAAGGGGCAUGGAGAGGCUGGCGGCCUGGGAGCCGCAGGGCGUGGAUGCGCUGCGGCGCUUCCAAGGACUGCUGCUGGACCGCCGCGGCCGGCUGCACGGCCAAGUGCUGCGCCUGCGCGAAGUGGCCCGGAGGCUGGAGCGGCUCCGCCGGCGCUCCCUGGCGGCCAACGUGGCCGGCAGCUCUCUGAGCGCCGCGGGCGCGGUGGCCGCCAUCGUGGGGCUGUCACUCAGCCCGGUCACCCUGGGGGCCUCGCUCGUGGCCUCGGCCGUGGGCCUGGGGGUGGCCACCGCCGGAGGGGCGGUCACCGUCACGUCCGACCUCUCUCUGAUCUUCUGCAAUUCCCGGGAGGUGCGGAGGGUGCAGGAGAUCGCCGCCACCUGUCAGGACCAGAUGCGCGAGCUCCUGAGCUGCUUGGAGUUCUUCUGUCAGUGGCAGGGCCGCGGGGACCGCCAGCUGCAGCAGAGCGGGAGGGACGCCUCCAUGGCCCUUUACAACUCUGUGUACUUCAUCGUCUUCUUCGGCUCGCGGGGCUUCCUCAUCCCCAGGCGUGCCGAGGGGGCCACCAAAGUCAGCCAGGCCGUGCUGAAGGCCAAGAUUCAGAAACUGUCUGAGAGCCUGGAGUCCUGCACCGGCGCCCUGGAUGAACUUAGUGAGCAGCUGGAGUCCCGGGUCCGGCUCGGCACCAAGGCCGGCCGCGGCCACAACCUCAGGAUCUCCGCUGAUCGGAAUGCAGCGUUGUUUUUCUAAGAACAUCCUUUACCUACACGGGAUGUUCUAGAUCUGUAGCAUCCACGGGGAAGUGCCCAUGGGCGCAGUGCAAAGGAUGACAGACACUGUUCUUCUUGGGAGAUGUUGGUCCUCAACCCCUUUCGUGUGAGGGACUUUUUCACUUGUGGAAUCCCAAUGGAGUAUGUGACCCUAAACCACUCACUUUGAGGGGCGGGGGGCAAAAAUCCUUUUUGACUGUACACAGCUAGGCAGACUCUCCCUUUUUAGAGUUAUGGGGGAGGGGACCUGGAUGGUUUGAGCUGGGGUCUGGAGAGGUGUCCUCCUCUGGGACCUCUGUAAGUUAUUACUAGAAUCCUGAGAUUCUCAAAAGGUUGGCCAGAGGAGACGUUUGCUUUACAGCUUAGCCUCUACAGUUCCUGAUACACAGAACUCCAGAAUCCCAAACAAGAAAGACGCGCUCUUGUCUUGGUGAGGAUUCUAGACACAGACUGGGCCUCGGAGCUGACUCGGUCAGUUUAUCCACUCACAGACCCAGCCUGACUAUUGCAUACUUUUUUUUUUUUUCCAGAGUGGCUUCAAAUCUACACCUGCAGGUACCCUGAGAAGGAAAGCCACCCCAAAAGAGUCACUUGAAUUCAAACCCACCUCCUCUGCUUCCACAAAGAAGCUGAGGGGGAAAAAUGAAGCCCCUAACAAUUUCCAUGGCAGAGAGCAACGGCCGGCCUUUGAGUCAAACAGCCCUCACUAUGGUGUGACCUAGCCACCUCAUCUUGCUGAGACUUGGUUUGUUGUUCAGGGAACCACAGAUAGGGUAGGAGCUCACCCUACUGUGAAUCAGCCUUGAAACAAGAAUGGCAAGCAGAGUCACGAAAUGUGGUUUCUGGCCUGGCUCCUGACUAUCAUCUGGGAGCUUGUUGGAAAGGUAAACUGUUGGGCUUCAACAUAAAUGUUUCAGAUUUGUGAAAUCAGAAACUGUAGAUAUGAGACCCAUCACUGCCUCAUUCUAUUGCCCCAUAACAUUUGAAAAUUGUGGCAAGAAAUAUUCAUUUCUAGCCAGGUGUGGUGGUAUAUACCUGUAAGCUUAGCACUUGGAGAUGGAGGCAGGGGACCAGGACUUCAGGGUCAUCCUUGGCUACAUAGUAAACUCAAGGCCACCCAGGAUUAUAGGACUCUGAUCUCAAGAACCAAAACCAAACCAAACCAGCAAAAAGCUAACCCGACUCCCUUUAAUAGACUUGUUCAAAGUCUCU
This is a messenger RNA of Peromyscus leucopus (white-footed mouse), 3076 nucleotides long. RefSeq names its product apolipoprotein L domain containing 1 (gene Apold1). Lineage: Eukaryota; Metazoa; Chordata; Mammalia; Rodentia; Cricetidae. Gene Ontology annotation, molecular function: lipid binding. The coding region runs from base 1104 to 1844 and encodes 246 amino acids. The record is from RefSeq and is a predicted model, not a curated record. Gene Ontology annotation, biological process: lipid transport; lipoprotein metabolic process. Gene Ontology annotation, cellular component: extracellular region; membrane. The transcript has 2 exons.